ACAACACGUAUUUGAGGCAGUGAUGACCAAGUUAUCAAAGUGAAAUCUUUUGAAGUGUAAGAUUAUCGAUUACAAUUACAUUCCUUUACAAUUAUAAUUCUAGACGUUUACUAGUCUAUCUACGGUUGAUAAUUGGUCAAUUAUGUUAUCUAAAGACUGCAACAGUGUUAAUGUUCAGUCCAGGUUGUCUUCGAUCAUGGAGGUGUUGUCUAAGUCAGCUGUUGCCGAGAUAACUAAGGUGUUUGAUGACGGUUUCCUACUCUUGCGAUUGGAAAUGUGUCGGAAGGACGCAAAAAUCGAGGCUUUAAAGCAAAAAGUGGUCGCUUUGGAAGAUGAUUUGCAGUCAACACGUCGAAUGACAGGCUCCGCACCUCUGCCCUGCUGCGAAGAAACAGCGGACGGUGAAAGGAAACACGAUGAAGGACUUAAGGAAUGCCAUGGAGGAACCGGCCAGAACCAUCACAUAUUUCCGGUGAUGCAGCAGAGCCUGACCAGUCCUCCGCAACAACUCGAGGGAACGCACUCUCUCGUCUGUCACAGUGCCGAAUGCGACGCAGAAAUCUCACAAACAGAGGACGGCAACACAAAGGUCCCACACACACAGGACUUCAGUGCGCAGACCAGACAGAGGGUGGACUUGGACACUCCAGAUGUGUCGAACUCAAACCCACACAGCGCACGUGCUCACACCUCUACCUCUCAGCUCACACACACACAUCUCACAGACUCUCAGGACUCGGCCUCUGCGCUCACACACACUCAGGGUCCGGUGGGGGUUGGGGAGCUGCAGCUGGAGCUGAAGGCUGAGCAGGAGGAGCAGCUGGACCAGACCCUCCACCAGGGGGCAGUGGAGUGUGAGUACACGCCUGGGGCAGCGGAGCACGGCGGCCCCCAGUCAUGGGCAAACAGCAGGGCAGAGUCACACCACAUGAGUUCUGAGACAAUGGGAGGGGCUGGGGCAGAGCUUACAACACAGCCACAGGAAGCAGAAGCACACCUGGAGCCCUUUGCGAUGGACGUUUCUGGAAGCGGGCAGAUCUCCCAGAUGGAUUUGCGGCCUGAGGAAGUGGAGCAGAGAGACCUGCAGCCGUGGCCUCACCGCAAGGAAGAGCUAGAGGGGCAGGGACAUCCUGUCAGUCACCACCCACUGGGUGUGGCCUCGCUGGUCCACCCCUCCAGUCAGCCAUGGCUGGCCGUGUCUCCUAACAGUGGAUCAAGGGCAGGGCCUAAAAGAGGCGGUUCGGCGGUUUGGAGCAAGGCUGUGUCCGCACACAUGCACACAGCAGCUUUUCCAAAGCCAACACAGGACGUGAUAUCACACCUCAGCCUGCAGCCGUCUGCCUCUCGGGAUAAACACCUCCAGGCUCAAAAGACAUCUGUGCAAGGCCAGGUAAACAACAACGUUGUCAUGGACAACCACAGUGGCAGAGCUGGCGUUGGUGGCGGCGGCAGCAGCGGUGGCAGCGGGGUUGUGGGGAGGAGCGCUGUCCAGAGGAGGGCACCGGUGAGGGAGAAGUGGUUCAUCUGCUCGUUCUGCGGGAAGAGCUUCGACCGCUUCAGCCACCUGCAGAUGCACCAGCGCGUGCACACGGGGGAGCGGCCGUACAGCUGCGGCGUGUGUGGACGCUGCUUCACCCAGCAGAGCAACCUGCGCACCCACCAGAGGGUGCACAGAGACCGGCUCACACACACGCUGCCACACACACACGCACGGACAUACCGGUGAUCAAUUUUAAACACACUACCACACACACAUAGGUCUCUACCAUGGAUAAUUGGUUAAACAAAGAGAUGCAUACAUUAGAGGGUCUACAGUGACUGGGUAACACAUACAGAGCCAAUGAUUGAUUAAGUACAGGUACACACACACACACACACACACACACACACACACACACACACACACACACACACACACACAAGGUUGCAUAGUGACAUGGCUAGACACACUUAUAGCCACAUACAGUACACCCAGACGUCCCUACCAGUGAUCGGUUAAACACAGAUACACACACCAGUUGGGCAGCAGUGACAGCCCUGCGCAGUCAAACAUCCACACACAUUCGUGUCCCUACCGAUAUACCAGGACACACAAGCUUGAAGAGGGACCACAUGGACACACACACACACACACACACACACACACACACACACACUCGUCCUUACUGAUGAGGGGGUGAACAUAAAGACCAAGGCCAAAGGCACACAGAAGUAGAGCCAGACACCCAAACGCAAAACAUAGCCAUAAUAGCAGCCACAGGACCAUACGAAAAGGUGCACACAGUUAGGGCCUAACAAACUCACAACCUGCUGAUUCUGGCUCAUCUAAUGACUCAAACACAAAAACAAAGACAGUUGCAAGAGCAUUUUAGAACCCUUAAUUUUACUAUGGUCAUUACCUCUAAGGAAACUUUUUUACAAUCAACAAAGGACACCAAGUUCUAUGCAGUGCAUUCAAGAACCGUACUGCUAUGUGACAUCAGUGCAGGCACAUUAAUUGUGUUGUUUAAAAGGACGCCACACUGUGCAACCUGCUUAGAAAGUUACCCCCCAACUGUUACAUGGAGUAAGAAUUCUAGUGACAUAGUUUUCUUUCACAACUGAACUUUCUCAGUCACCCAGUGUAAUAGGCAGUGUCCUUUAGGGGUGGAAGGGUAAUUUAUGAUCACCCUUAUUCUACUAUUAUAUACUGUAUAUUGAAACACAAAACACCCAGACUAUAACUGUCUAUUUUAAUGUCAUGUCUUCCAUGCUGCCAGUUAUACAACCCCAAAUCAGAAAAAGUUUGGAUGUUGUAUAAAAUGCAAAUAAG
This is a messenger RNA of Alosa alosa (allis shad), 2812 nucleotides long. Its product is annotated as zinc finger protein 853. Gene Ontology annotation, cellular component: nucleus. The coding region runs from base 143 to 1726 and encodes 527 amino acids. Lineage: Eukaryota; Metazoa; Chordata; Actinopteri; Clupeiformes; Clupeidae. The record is from RefSeq and is a predicted model, not a curated record. The transcript is spliced from 2 exons.